This is a messenger RNA of Pan troglodytes (chimpanzee), 2255 nucleotides long. RefSeq names its product ornithine decarboxylase 1 (gene ODC1). The transcript is spliced from 12 exons. The record is from RefSeq and is a predicted model, not a curated record. Gene Ontology annotation, molecular function: ornithine decarboxylase activity. Gene Ontology annotation, cellular component: cytoplasm. Bases 534 to 1919 code for a protein of 461 amino acids. NCBI's taxonomy places the organism in Eukaryota, Metazoa, Chordata, Mammalia, Primates, Hominidae.
GCAGGCGGUGCUCGGCUCGGCUGACGUCGGCCCGCCGGCGCCCCACCAGCUCCGCGCGGGCCCGGGUUGGCCACCGUCGGGCCCCCGCCCCUCCCCCGGCGGUGUCCCGGCCGGAACCGAUCGUGGCUGGUUUGAGCUGGUGCGUCUCCAUGGCGACCCGCCGGUGCUAUAAGUAGGAAGCGGCGCGCCGUGGGGCUUUGUCAGUCCCUCCUGUAGCCGCCGCCGCCGCCGCCCGCCGCCCCUCUGCCAGCAGCUCCGGCGCCACCUCGGGCCGGCGUCUCCGGCGGGCGGGAGCCAGGCGCUGACGGGCGCGGCGGGGGCGGCCGAGCGCUCCUGCGGCUGCGACUCAGGCUCCGGCGUCUGCGCUUCCCCAUGGGGCUGGCCUGCGGCGCCUGGGCGCUCUGAGAUUGUCACUGCUGUUCCAAGGGCACACGCAGAGGGAUUUGGAAUUCCUGGAGAGUUGCCUUUGUGAGAAGCUGGAAAUAUUUCUUUCAAUUCCAUCUCUUAGUUUUCCAUAGGAACAUCAAGAAAUCAUGAACAACUUUGGUAAUGAAGAGUUUGACUGCCACUUCCUCGAUGAAGGUUUUACUGCCAAGGACAUUCUGGACCAGAAAAUUCAUGAAGUUUCUUCUUCUGAUGAUAAGGAUGCCUUCUAUGUGGCAGACCUGGGAGACAUUCUAAAGAAACAUCUGAGGUGGUUAAAAGCUCUCCCUCGUGUCACCCCCUUUUAUGCAGUCAAAUGUAAUGAUAGCAAAGCCAUCGUGAAGACCCUUGCUGCUAUCGGGACAGGAUUUGACUGUGCUAGCAAGACUGAAAUACAGUUGGUGCAGAGUCUGGGGGUGCCUCCAGAGAGGAUUAUCUAUGCAAAUCCUUGUAAACAAGUAUCUCAAAUUAAGUAUGCUGCUAAUAAUGGAGUCCAGAUGAUGACUUUUGAUAGUGAAGUUGAGUUGAUGAAAGUUGCCAGAGCACAUCCCAAAGCAAAGUUGGUUUUGCGGAUUGCCACUGAUGAUUCCAAAGCAGUCUGUCGUCUCAGUGUGAAAUUCGGUGCCACGCUCAGAACCAGCAGGCUCCUUUUGGAACGGGCGAAAGAGCUAAAUAUCGAUGUUGUUGGUGUCAGCUUCCAUGUAGGAAGCGGCUGUACCGAUCCUGAGACCUUCGUGCAGGCAAUCUCUGAUGCCCGCUGUGUUUUUGACAUGGGGGCUGAGGUUGGUUUCAGCAUGUAUCUGCUUGAUAUUGGCGGUGGCUUUCCUGGAUCUGAGGAUGUGAAACUUAAAUUUGAAGAGAUCACCGGUGUAAUCAACCCAGCGUUGGACAAAUACUUUCCGUCAGACUCUGGAGUGAGAAUCAUAGCUGAGCCUGGCAGAUACUAUGUUGCAUCAGCUUUCACGCUUGCAGUUAAUAUCAUUGCCAAGAAAAUUGUAUUAAAGGAACAGACGGGCUCUGAUGACGAAGAUGAGUCGAGUGAGCAGACCUUUAUGUAUUAUGUGAAUGAUGGCGUCUAUGGAUCAUUUAAUUGCAUACUCUAUGACCACGCACAUGUAAAGCCCCUUCUGCAAAAGAGACCUAAACCAGAUGAGAAGUAUUAUUCAUCCAGCAUAUGGGGACCAACAUGUGAUGGCCUCGAUCGGAUUGUUGAGCGCUGUGACCUGCCCGAAAUGCAUGUGGGUGAUUGGAUGCUCUUUGAAAACAUGGGCGCUUACACUGUUGCUGCUGCCUCUACGUUCAAUGGCUUCCAGAGGCCGACGAUCUACUAUGUGAUGUCAGGGCCUGCGUGGCAACUCAUGCAGCAAUUCCAGAACCCCGACUUCCCACCCGAAGUAGAGGAACAGGAUGCCAGCACCCUGCCUGUGUCUUGUGCCUGGGAGAGUGGGAUGAAACGCCACAGAGCAGCCUGUGCUUCGGCUAGUAUUAAUGUGUAGAUAGCACUCUGGUAGCUGUUAACUGCAAGUUUAGCUUGAAUUAAGGGAUUUGGGGGGACCAUGUAACUUAAUUACUGCUAGUUUUGAAAUGUCUUUGUAAGAGUAGGGUCGCCAUAAUGCAGCCAUAUGGAAGACUAGGAUAUGGGUCACACUUAUCUGUGUUCCUAUGGAAACUAUUUGAAUAUUUGUUUUAUAUGGAUUUUUAUUCACUCUUCAGACACGCUACUCAAGAGUGCCCCUCAGCUGCUGAACAAGCAUUUGUAGCUUGUACAAUGGCAGAAUGGGCCAAAAGCUUAGUGUUGUGACCUGUUUUUAAAAUAAAGUAUCUUGAAAUAA